AUGUUAUACUUUCAAAAUCAACAUUUCCAAAAAAUUCCAAUUUUUAAAAAUACAAUUUUCUUUUAUUUUAAUUAUUUUUAUUUAAUUUUAUUUUUAUUUUAUCUUUCAAUAAUUACAAGUAUAUCUGCUGGGCAAAUUAAUGAAGAGGAUGAUCCUUUUAUUUAUAAUACAAAGAAAAAAUUGAAAGAACAAGAAAUAAUCCAAAAAGUUCUGCGAGAUUAUGAUUGGCGAGUUAGGCCGCGGGGUAAAAACGAAUCUUGGACAGACACUGGAGGGCCUGUUAAUGUUACUGUUAAUAUAUAUCUUCGUUCAAUUUCAAAAAUAGAUGAUGUUAAUAUGGAAUAUAGUGCACAAUUUACAUUUAGAGAAGAAUGGUGGGAUCCGAGAUUGGCUUAUAGUAGAUUUGCUGAUGAUGAGACAGAAGUUCCUUCAUUUGUUGUAUUAGCAACAAGUGAACAAGCUGAUUUAAGUCAACAAAUUUGGAUGCCUGAUACUUUCUUUCAAAAUGAAAAAGAAGCUAGAAGGCAUUUAAUUGACAAACCAAAUGUUUUAAUUCGUAUACAUCCAAACGGCCAAAUUCUUUAUUCUGUUAGGCUUUCACUCGUUCUUUCAUGUCCAAUGUCAUUAGAAUAUUACCCUUUAGAUAGACAAACAUGUUUAAUUGAUUUAGCUAGCUAUGCCUAUACAACAGACGAUAUAAUUUAUGUUUGGAAAAGGGAUAAUCCUGUCCAACAAAAAUUAGGUUUACGUCAAAGUUUGCCUUCAUUUGAACUUCAAACAGUUUUGACUGAUUCUUGUACAAGUAACACAAAUACUGGUACUUAUUCAUGUCUUCGUACAAAAUUAUAUAUUCCUUCAUGUAUGUUAGUAAUUGUCUCUUGGGUAUCUUUUUGGUUAGAUAAAGACAGUGUCCCUGCAAGAGUAACUUUGGGGGUUACAACAUUACUUACAAUGACUACACAAUCUAGCGGUAUUAAUUCUAAAUUACCUCCAGUCUCCUAUACAAAAGCUGUGGAUGUUUGGAUUGGGGUUUGUAUGGCAUUUAUUUUUGGCGCUUUACUUGAAUUUGCAUUAGUAAAUUAUGCAGCAAGAAAAGAUAUAAGUUCAACACAACAAAGAAUGAUUAAAUUACAUCAACAACAAUAUUCUUCUACUUCCCCUUCAAUUAAUACAAAUAAUUUACAGCAACCCCCACAACAACAAUUUCAAUCACUUUUACAUCCAAUCCCAACAUUAAAUAUAAGGAAUAUACAAAAUAACAACAAUACUAGACAAUCUAUACAGCAACAAAGAUUGGGAAUUUGUUUUCGGUUUUGUUGUAGAUUAUUUGUUAGAAGAUAUAAAGAAAGGUCGAAAAGAAUUGAUGUUGUUUUUCCAAUUGGAUAUGCUUGCUUUAAUGGAGAAUAUUCAUGUGUUCGAUUAAAGCUUCUUUUACGUAGAGAAUAUAGUUAUUAUCUCAUUCAAUUAUACAUUCCCUGUGUUAUGUUGGUUGUUGUUUCUUGGGUAUCAUUUUGGCUUGACAAAGAUGCUGUGCCUGCAAGAGUUAGUUUAGGGGUUACAACAUUAUUAACAAUGACAACACAAGCAUCGGGAAUUAAUUCUAAAUUACCUCCAGUCAGUUAUAUAAAGGCUGUAGAUGUUUGGAUUGGGGCUUGUUUAGCAUUUAUUUUUGCGGCAUUAUUAGAAUAUGCUUUAGUUAAUUAUUAUGGUAGAAGGGAAUUUUUAAAUAUAGAAAAGAAAGGGAGAAGAAUGGGAAGAUUAAGUAUGGCAUAUCAACAAGAAUGUUUAUGUCCACCACCACCACCACAAUUAUUAUUAUCUCCACAAAAUAUUUAUCAUCCUGACUUUUUUGCACCAAAAACUUUAAAUAAUAAUAUUUUAACAAAAAAUAAUUCCUCCGAUUUAAGCAAAACUCCAUUAAAUUUAGAAAAUAAUAAUUUUUACCCAAAAAGACCUAAAAGAAUUACAAGAUUUGGAUUAAUAAUUAAAAGAAUUAAAUAUUUAUUUGGUUCGAAUAUUGAAUUAUCUAAACGUGUUGAUAUUGUUAGUAGAGUAGCUUUUCCAACACUUUAUGCUGGAUUUUUAAUUUUUUAUUAUCUUCGUUUUGUUAUGUUUCAGUCAACUGAAGGAUUUAAAUAA
Meloidogyne enterolobii is the source of this 2139-nucleotide messenger RNA. NCBI's taxonomy places the organism in Eukaryota, Metazoa, Nematoda, Chromadorea, Rhabditida, Meloidogynidae. The record is from the annotation of a GenBank genome assembly.